Molecule: messenger RNA, 1167 nt
Organism: Fusarium tjaetaba
Lineage: Eukaryota; Fungi; Ascomycota; Sordariomycetes; Hypocreales; Nectriaceae
Product: malic acid transport
Exons: 3
Coding region: 1-1167 (388 amino acids)
Biological process (GO): sulfite transmembrane transport; transmembrane transport
Cellular component (GO): plasma membrane
Molecular function (GO): sulfite transmembrane transporter activity
Source: RefSeq, a predicted model, not a curated record
AUGAGUUCCAUACCAAUACCCUCAGAUCAUCUACCAGACCUAGACUCUAGCGAGGUCACUUACCCAGGUUCUGUCAUAGCAGCUCCCGCGGAACCAACGAAUCCAGAAGAACUCAAGCACGAUAAAUAUCGAGAGAAUCGAAGAGGAUGGCGUCGAAUCGUUGUCAAUUUCACUCCCUCGUGGUUCACAGUGACAAUGGGCACUGGAAUCACGUCUGUUCUCCUUCAUAACCUGCCCUACCACGGCCGAUGGCUAUUCUACGUCUCUUGGACCAUACCAGUUGGCUUCGCUACUAUUAUCAACAUGAUAGUCUUUGUAUGUGUUCCAGCCUGGGGCGAUUGGGCUGCCAACUUUGCAUGGGCUCUUUGGUGGAUAGAUGUUGUCAUGGCCACUGCUUGUAGUCUUUACAUACCGCAUUGUAUCAUGCGAACAGAGGGUAUCACACUUGAUCAAGUAAACCCUUCCUGGCUCUUCCCCGUCAUUGCCGACAUCGUUGCCUCCACCUCUGGAGCCAUCGUAGCCAAUGUCCUCCCAAACGACCAACACGCCAUAUGGACCGUCAUUACAAGCUAUAUCCUCUGGGGGACUAGUGUGCCAAUGGCGAUCGUCAUUCUCGCCAUGUACUACCAUCGUCUUAUGAUUCACGACAUUCUUCCCGGCCAAGUUGCUGUAGCUUCGUUUAUAGCCAUCGGCCCUCUUGGUAUGGGCGCAGCAGCAAUCCAACUACUCGGCCAAGUCGCUCUUAAACUCUUCGCCAGAAACGACUUCAUCCCCGGGGCUCCCAUCGCGGGUCAAUUCUUCUACCUGACUGGCAUUCUCACUGCUCUUAUCUUAUGGGGGUUCGCCGUUGUGUGGCUCUUCUUUGCUCUCGCUACAAUCAUUAGACGUCGAAUCACCUUUAACCUCACUUGGUGGGCGUUUACUUUCCCCCUUGGAGUGUUUACAGUUGCGACCACGACACUUGCUCAGGAGCUUCCUUCCAAGUUCUUCAAAGUGCUGGGAACCAUAUUCUCUGUUGCCGAGUUCUUGUUGUGGGUUAUGGUGGCGUGUGGGACUAUCAAGGCGAGCCUUAACGGCCAGCUGUUCCGACCUCCACCACUAGAAGCAUGGGAGAAGAAAGCAAAUGAAGUUGAAGAGGCCGAAAAGACCAAAGAUUCACCAGUUUAG